CAAAAUUAUUUACAUUUUUCAAAGCUUCCUUCAUCAAACCAUGCAAGCCCGAAGAUUCUGCCUGUAUCAUAUCUUCAGCAAGCCUUGCCAUUCCAUUCUUUGCCAAGGGUCAGCCAGAGAUGGGUAUACAGCCCAUGGAUCCACUGAAGCUAGAACUCAUCAAGAGCGACCAGGGAGGUCUUAAGAUUAUAUUUAAGGACUCCACCCUGACUGGCCUUAAGGACUGCAGUGUUGAAAACAUCAAAUAUGAUACAUCUAAAAUGAAACAACAUGUUGCUUUAAAAUGUAACUUGGUACUCACGGGAGACUACAACAUUGAUGGACAACUAUUAAUUUUAACAGCCCAGGGUAAUGGCAAAUAUAAGAUUACUAUACAGGACAUGCUGAUUAAAGCUGUCAUCGACAUUUCUACGGUUAAUGGUAAGGAUGGAAAACCUCACUGGCAUAUUUCCAAGUGGAGCUACACUUUUGACGUUUUAACUGGGACCACCUUUAACUUCGAGAAUCUUUUUAACGGAAACAAAGCCCUUGCUCAGCCAGUGUUAGAUUUCGUCAACACCAGUUGGAAGGAUGUAAUGCAAGAAAUAGCACCACCAAUCGUCGAUGCCAUCAUUGCUAAAGUUAUCCAUGGUGUGGAAUCCUUGUAUAAAUCUGUACCCAUUGACCAGCUGCAAGAAUAGAAAAAACAUUUAUCACAAUUAAUUAUGUACUUAAAAUUCAAGAUUUGUGUUAUAAUUUAAUAAAUGGUUUCAAUGAUAA
Messenger RNA from Vanessa tameamea, 759 nucleotides. Its product is annotated as protein takeout-like. The transcript is spliced from 4 exons. Lineage: Eukaryota; Metazoa; Arthropoda; Insecta; Lepidoptera; Nymphalidae. The record is from RefSeq and is a predicted model, not a curated record. Bases 120 to 680 code for a protein of 186 amino acids.